AUGGCUUGUCACGCCGUUCGGGUUGACGGGUGCUCCGCAACGUUUCAGCGUUACAUAAACCACACGUUGCGAGAUUUCCUCGACGAGUUCUGUUCCGCUUACAUUGACGACAUCUUGAUCUACUCGAGCGAUGCAGGCCUGCAGAUUGAUAUCGACAAGUGUGACUUUGAGGCAAAGAGUGUCAAGUACCUGGGCUUCAUCGUCGAAGCCGGGAAAGGUAUCCGCGUGGACCCGGAGAAGGUGCAGGCAAUUCAGCAGUGGCAGCGACCCCGUUCUGUCAAAGGCGUCAGAAGUUUUCUGGGGUUUGCCAACUAUUACCGGCAAUUCAUUCCCAGAUUCUCCAACAUCGCCGCGCCUCUAACGGCGUUAACAAAGAAGGAUGCGGUGUUUGCGUGGUCGAAGGAGUGCGACAAGGCCUUCGAGGAGUUGAAGGCUCUUCUGACCAGAGGGGCGCUCUCGCAAAAGGGCGAUGACGGCAUCAUGCGGCCUGUGGCCUUCUUCUCAAAGAAAAACGCACCGGCGGAGUGCAACUACCCAAUCCACGAUAAAGAGCUGCUGGCGAUCAUUCGCUGCCUUGAGCAUUGGGACGCCGAAUUGAGGAGUGUGAAGUCCUUUACCGUUUUGACGGAUCAUCUCAACCUCCGUUACUUCACCAAGAAGCAGCAACUGAGUGAACGUCAGGCGCGAUGGGCUGAGACGCUAUCGCGGUACAGCUUCACCAUCAAGCAUCGACCGGGCAAAGAAGCCGUCGUACCGGACACGCUGUCGCGACGAGAACAGGACAUGCCGCACAGCGCCGAAGAUGAUCGGUUGCAAGGACGACGUGUUCAGCUGCUGCAACGUAACAAGGGUGGCCUGGUGACAAAAGUCAAGAGCGGUUAUGUCACCAAGGGCGACACGGAUCAACCCGAUGACGCAACAACUGACCAAGACGACUCAAUCGAAAACCCUUUCUCGGACCCGGAACUGCAGAAGUUAUGGGACGAAGGUGUCAAGCACAAUCGUUAUUGGCUCAUCCGAAAGGCCGUACAGCAAGGCGAGAGGCGUCUGCCGUCGCAUUGGGGAGUGCCCGUGAUGCUCUCGGAAUGCUCGAUUGACGAUGGACAGCGGCUCUGCUGGCGAGCGAAUUUGGGUGCCGAACCACGAACCCUGCGCACGCGGCUUAUGCAGGAGACGCAUGACUCAACGCUUGCAGGACACCCCGGACGGGACAUGCUGAAGUCCUUGUUGAGCCGCAAGUUUUAUUGGCCAGGCCUCGAUUCAGACCCGCUACCUAUUCCAGACAGGAUCUGGUCGGAGCUGUCAAUUGACUUUGUGACAGACCUGCCACCAACCAAGUCGAACGGUUCGACCAACCUUAUGGUCGUGACGGACAGACUGUCCAAAAGUGUCGUUCUUGAGUCAUUGAAGGACAUCACGGCCGAGACGACGGCCAGAGCAUUGCUACGGAACGUGGUGCAACACCAUGGCGUGCCGCGCGCGAUCGUCACUGACCGUGGCACGCAAUUCACCAGUAGACUAUGGCAGAGGCUCUGCGAGCUGCUACGCGUGAAGCAAAGAUUGUCUACGGCGUGGCAUCCCGAGACUGACGGUGCAACAGAAAGGGCGAAUCAGGAAGUCGAGAGAUAUCUGAGGAUCUUUGCUGCUUAUGCUCAGGAUAACUGGGAAGAGCUGUUGCCAGCGGCCAUGAUGGCCAUCAACAAUCACAACUCGACGUCGACAGGCCUGAGCCCGUUCUUUAUCACGCAUGGGUAUCAUGUUGACCCGAUACAAGUCAAGGAGAAGUUACGGACGGACGGAAGGUCCCCAGUGGCCAGGGCUGAAAGCAUUGUGCAACGAUUUCGAGAGGCAACGGAAUGGGCCCAGGCGGCAAUUGCGUCAGCGCAAGAGCAGCAAGAGAAGAACGCCAAUUCGCGAAGACAGCCGUCAGACCAGUUCAAGCCUGGAGACAAGGUAUGGCUGCGACUUCGCAACAUCCGAUCCAAUCGGCCAUCCAAGAAGCUCGAUUGGCUGUCGGCCAAGUACACCGUCCUGGAGACCAUUGGGUCACACGCGUGCAGGCUGGACACGCCUCCGGGAAUACACAACGUGUUCCACGUGUCGCUCUUACGCUUAGCAGCGGACGAUCCGCUACCGUCACAGACGUCGGAUGACUACCGCCCACCGGCCAUUUUGACGGACGAUGGCGAGCUGUGGGAAGUGGAAGAGAUUCUGGACAGGAAGAAAGUCGGGAGAGAGUGGAAAGUGUUGGUGAAAUGGGUCGGAUGGAUAGGUCCGACGUGGGAGCCAGUCAAUGAAGACCCGGAACAGCAUGAAGGCCAUGUCAAGGACGUCCUGCAAAGGUUACGAAAAGCCGGACUUUACGCCAAUCUGAGCAAAUGCGAAUUCUCGGUGAAGAAAGUCUCCUUCCUGGGGUUCGUGGUCGAUGAGGAAGGAAUCCACAUGGAAGAGGAACGGGUCCAUGCUAUCACAGAAUGGCCAGCACCCGUUCUGUAA
This is a messenger RNA of Hirsutella rhossiliensis, 2496 nucleotides long. RefSeq names its product integrase core domain-containing protein. Gene Ontology annotation, molecular function: nucleic acid binding. The transcript is spliced from 5 exons. Lineage: Eukaryota; Fungi; Ascomycota; Sordariomycetes; Hypocreales; Ophiocordycipitaceae. The record is from RefSeq and is a predicted model, not a curated record. Gene Ontology annotation, biological process: DNA integration. Bases 1 to 2496 code for a protein of 831 amino acids.